AUGGCGUCCGCCGCGCGAGUGCCAUUUCUUGAGCAGCAGUACUACCAUAUAGCGCUGCCCCGCAACGUACCUGGCCGCGAAGAUAGCAACCUGCAUCGCGUCGAGGAAGCUCUCUUGAAGCGUAUGCUUGACGCCAUUGCGAGGCUUACCCCCCAUGUCGCUGCAGAUGUUGCUCCGCACGUCCAAGGACUGCGGAAAACAUUGCUCGCGUGUCAAAUACUCAAUGUCGACGGAACCAUCGGCAAGGCGGCGCUGAUGAAAGAGCUUCGCGACUUCAGCCAUGGGAAAAUGCUUGUUCUGCACAUCGCACCUCAGAACUGCGCUUUGCUCGUGUAUCCCCACGACACUUCCGGCGAGCGCAACAUCAUUUUCGAAGCAUUUGAGACAUCCGCCACAGCCGACAAGGUGCUGGCUGCCAAAGGCGCGCUACAAUGGGACUUCCCCGGCUGCGCGGUAUCUGUCCCAGCAUCGACUAUCAACGAAGAAGCUUUCCAGGAAGCUGUCGCCAGUUUCAUCGAACAAGCUAGCAGCGAGUCGGUCACAAAGUUUGCCGCUAUCACCUGGAAGGCAGCCGCCACGAUUCCCGAGAUCCGAGACACCAGUGAUCCCGCUCUCAUAUCUGGCCUGUUGAUGACUAUACUGGAGGCCAAUGGCGCUGCAGUUGCAGUUCCACGUCUGCGAAAGCGAGUGCGCGACACGGUCACCUUCGACAAUGCUCGAACGCCAUGGAGGAGAUCCGCUUACUACCUGGUUCUCCGAGUUGCAGUCCAGCGUUACUUGUAUCACCACUUGGGUGCAGAGGUCGGAAGACUCCACUACAAGACAGUGAUGUGUCUCCUGCAUGCGCAGCUAUUGGAAGAUGUGUUGAAGAAGAUACCUCUUGAUGCAGCCUUCUCACUCCGUCAGAAGCUGGGUCGUCGCCUCGCCAAGCUUACAUCCGAUGUUCAUGGUGCCGAUAGGUCCGCCUGCAACAGGUAUCGCAAUCUUGUGCUGUCCUUAGGUGGUAGUUUUGAGUCCUCACUGGCAACUACCGGUGGGUACUUGAAGCAAGUCUGGCGUACCCAUAGGCAGUCACGGGAACGCUACAUCCCAAAGCUACGCCAAUACGCCCAUCCUCAUGAGUUCCAACUUCGUUUGAUGAACAGCGGUAGAUUUUUGAAAGGAGUGCUAGUGGAACACGCACAUUCUCCACGACCUCAACAACGAACUGCUCCAGAGCUUCUGCAGCUUUUUGAGCGAUCUGUCGCUUCUGUCAGACCCUACAUGCGAGCUUUGGAUAGCCAUGUCGCUUCGUCAAGACUUCUCGAGGAUGUUGUACUUCCUGCCAAGCGUUCAACGCAACCAGAAGGCCUCCGAGCGAUCCGGUUGAGUAAGGUGAUUCAUGAAUACGUCACCAACAUCAACGCCGUAGACCAGGCGUAUCCCAAUCAAAAGAGCCAACAGUUGCUCCAUCUCAUGGAGCUUUGGGUUCUCAUGGACAAGGAUGCUGUAACUUGCUACCCGUUGCUCGAGGAAUACCAUCCUGGGUUCGAUCCGGAUUUAUUGGAUCCCAUCCAGCUCCUUACACACGAAGAGAUGAUCCGGAGUCAAAAAGUACGCAUGUAUUUGAAAGCUCGCUUUCGCGCACGAUCAAGUGUGCCGUCCAGAACUAUCUUCGACGAUCCUGCCGACGAUUGCUUUGCUGUACAGUAUUACGAUCGGGAAGACCAUCAGGGCGAACUGUGUGCAAUGCGAGAAGACAUUGAGGCAAAAGCCGACAUUGCCUAUGACGCGAAGCACAUCGAAUGGGAAGAGAAGAGCCAGCGCCAUUCACAAACCAUCGAUAAGCGAAAUGAGAAGGAGUGUAUCUGGGAGGCUUUCGUUGCCUGGGAUGGCAUGCCUGAGUCACGUCAUCGCCUUCCUUGCGAAUGGCAUAACCUUAACCAAGAAGCUAAGGGCAUCAGGAUCCAGAUCUACGAGCAUCCAUUACCAAGCUAUGAGCCGGCUGCCAAAGCAGCACUAUUCGAGUUACAGUGCCCAGAAGUAUUCGCCGCCUACCGAGACGCAACUUGGCUUAUACUUUCGACUCUUUGUCGCGAGCCGACCGAUAAACUUGAUCGGAUGUCGCUCGUCCGGGAGUACUCACAGCUUCGCCCAUACGUCAACAGAACCAGCUGUCGAGUGAGUCUUGGCUCGUACAAGAAGGCUCAUUUAGAGUGUCAUUACGCAAACUGGGGCUUUCCAAUCGGAGUAGACGAGGUCAUCCGGACUUGCGGCCUCAAGCCCAGGUACUACGACAGUAUUGGUGAGGCAUGGACAGAUAGAUGCGGUAAAGCUUCCUUCUGGCAUCAUUUUCCCGUGAAGCUUCCUCUCAACUCGCCACUCGUGUCACUUGGACUCAAUUACUUUCUGUGGCCGACAUCGAACGAGAUUCAGGCGAACCAAGCUAGGUGCCCUCAGGGCGUUGGCGUCCAUGAGUUUACAGCACUCCAAGGUCUCUUGGUCGGCACUUAUUCAAGGUGGCUCGACCUUCUCAGGGAGCUGGGCUCAACCAAUCUCAACUUUUCGUCCGAGUCCACAUGGUCGCUCGUCUUGCGUCUAGUACUUCAGCUAGGGUCAGACCGUGCGGCCGAAACCGAUUAUACCGACACUCAUCGCUCUCUGUUGGAUGAUGGCCUUUGCAGCAAGCUCCUGCAGCAAGUCCGCUAUCGACUGGAAGCGAUCCGGCGAAACUGGCGCGAGCCCAUACAGAUGGAAAUCCUCAUCACUAUCCUACUCAAGGUGACCUCACUGAGCCCAAGCAUAUCAGUCUGCAACGAAGGAAGGGAACUUCUCCAUGAAGCCCGCAAGAUCACCGACGGCUGGCGUCGCGAGCUGCAGCCCAUGGUAACGGAAGAUCCGAACGUGUUACAGCCAGCUAUAUGGGCAUCACUCCUGUGCAAGCAGACAAUGCACAUUGACGACUGGUCGGGAGCCCCUCAGGGUCUUCGUAUGUAUCUUGACGCUUCGAUCUCGCUGCGAUACAAUUUGGCGGGAAGGUUCGACAAAAUGCCAUUCAAUAUGCGCAACGCCAUCGCAAAAGACACACUAUUUGCUUACGAGCAUCGCGAUGCCAUGAAAGAGGCCAUCAUGGGGAAUACAGUGACGUUCAGAGCUGCCUUAGAUGCCGUAUUGCAUGUGCCCGGAGAAUACGACACUACCGAGCCCGGUUUGGCAGUCGUUCCUGACACCUGGUACCUGUCGUAUACGCUACAGUCUAUAGCUGAGCAGCACUCCUACUUUGUACAUUACGACUAUGUCUAUGGCACCCUACUCAUCGACGGACAAGAGAUGGGAACACUUCCUCAGUCAUACCGUAUGGAUGACACAUAUCGACACGUCCUUGACAAUAAGAAUCCAAUUGUGUAUCCUUCGCCUCUACGUGGCAUGGAUUUUGCACUAUCAGAGCCCAUACGUGGCCAUCGAAUUCAUUUGGGCUACCGCAACAAGAGGCUGAUCAUUCGGGCUGAUCAAGGCGGCGAGCUGCUCGAAUUCAUCCCAAGCCAUGUUUUUGGGGUGCAAGGCCCUACACCUGAUCUUCCUAGACCGUUGGUCGAAGACUGCUACCACUGGCUGCACGUCUACAGUGGCCAUGUCGAGAUCCGCCAAAACACCGCUUGGACGGUCAAGCUCGGGAAUUGGUGGAUACAUUGCCCCCCAUCUGGAUUCUAUAAUGCUGUUCGGCGGUUCCGAGAGCCAUCGCAGACGACUUUGUUAGACUCGGGAAGCGACCUAGUCAAGAUCAUCACCCGGAUAUUUACUCACUUCGAAUUCCCCUCCCAGAUCUUGGUAUUUGCGUCGGCUGACGGAAGAAUAUCCGUGGAGUUGAAGCGAAUGGAAUUGAGCUUUCACAUCAACCAAGAAGGUUUUCUACACUCGUUGCGACUUGGUGCCAUCGUUUCACCUUACCAAGAUGCUGGGACCUGGUAUGGCCUCAUGAACAAGAUUGUCGUCCAAUCUGUUGCCAACCGUCGGCAGAAGAGCAUACUCAUUCCUUGGGGAGGCAUUCGAGUUUCGAAAGACGGUCCCCACGUACUCGUUGAUAUAGAGAUGGGUCAAGGCGUAUAUCUCAAGUACGCGAUCAACGACGUCUUGGGGCGUGUCGACUGCGCUCCCGAACCUCGCCUCCUCUACAUGAAAGCCUUACUACAUGCCUACACAUCACAUGCUAUUGCCGAUCCACUGACCCGGAGGACGGGCAAAGAAGAGGCUCUCUACCUCCUCCAAACGAGUGCCUAUCAACCUUGGAACCCAUUGCUACGCGACGAGGUAUCUACGUUGAACUGCAUUGCAGAACUAUCACCGAAGCGAGGGUAUUACCCUGCAGACGCCAGGUGUAUGGAGACGGUGCUGUGGCGUCCGGAAUGCACAGUGCACAUGCAAGAUGAUCGCUAUGCCAAAGCGGUCGCUAAGAUACUUCAGACUUCUUCCGACCUGUCCCAGUUCUACCUUGACCGCAACAUUCAGGAGACGGAAAAACUAGACCCGGAAAUAGUUCACUUAGCUGCUCGAGCAGUCGCAAGGUCCGUUGAUCACGAAACGAAGAAAGAUGGCCGUUGGGACACCACCUAUAACGCACGCGAUGCUCGGAAAGCUGCACAAGAUCGCUUGAAUGUGCUCGAGGUGUCAAAAUUACUCCUUGAUUGGAGAUCGACUUGCUCACUAGACACUACACUGGUUGCGCUCCUUCACGAUGCUCCGGUCGUGGGCGGUUAUGACAAAUACUACCGUAAAUGUCUACUUACCGACCACCUUGCUGUCGACAUCAAAGCGGAGUGGGGUGCGCUUGCUCAGAGGUCGCUACAGUGUAGUGUCGACGACAAGUUUGGCUUAAUGUUCCUUCUUGGAACUAUCGCGUUCUCUUCAGAUGCGGACUUGAAGCUUCUGCGUGUCCUCAUAUCUUUCGCAAUGAUUCCAGAUAUACGGGCCAUACCUGCCCCUAAACAUGCCGCCUACUUUCAUUUUCGAGUGGACGGAGCGCCUCCUGUAUCCUAUCUGAUAUCGCUUAUGGAGAAAGCACGAAUGCCGUUCGCCGAGACCGGCUUCAAGAAACGUUCACAGCUAGUGAAAGCCGAAAGCUUACAUGGUCCCGGUGUCGAUCAAGCCUGCAAGUUACUGGCCAGCUCAAUGGUGGAGCAGUGGCCAACUUCCGACCUCGACCCGGAAGUAUUGGUCGUGAUUGAUCCGACAUACCUCGACAUCGAACGGGCUCUGGCUGAUGUAGCUCCGGAAUGGACCCGCCUUGCGCGCAAUCAUGAAUUGGCACGAUAUCUAGAGCAGGUACAGGAGGUACUCUUCCGGACGGAGACUGGCUCAGACGUCAAGGUAAUUGCAAACGUGGAGCCGCUACCUUUGCCCUUGUAUUCCACAAGAUCUAGGGAGCACGAUGAUCUCUCGCUUUCGGACCUAUUGAAGGCUCCAAUUGUCAACAUUGAAGCGCCAGGAGAGGUGCGUUCUCUCGCUUUCGGUUCCUACGCCGGAGCCUUGGCUGUCAGAUCGGGUAAUAUCGCGCAUCAUCCUGUCAAGACACACAAUUCCACGGGUAUGUAUCAAGGCAAGAAGACAGCAUCACAUCUUCAAUUGCUUAGCUCGAAGCCGCGGGAGAUUGGGGUUCUGAGAAGCAUCGUAGCCAACUUCAAAGACCCCACUUCUUUCGUGCAAUGCAGAUAUGCGAAAGAAAUGGACGCAAGCAUCGAUGCUCUCCAGAAGCGGAUUUCGUAUGUGCAGCAUACAACUCAUGGCACCUAUCCUCAGAUCACAGCAGAUGACAUCGCAUUGGCUAGAGACUUAGCAACAUCGGUAGUUGAACGGAUCCGCAAUGCUCUCCAACAAUAUGAUCCGCAGGCGAAAUGGCUUCAGCUGGCGGAUACGUGGCCCCGAUUGACGACGGUGGAGCUUCUCACAGCGCUUCGGGUCGGUUCCAGCACCACUUUUGGCACCGGUACAAAAGAGGCAAUGAUAGCUUUUGGUGUGGCUAUAAGCAGACUCCAACGACUACUUCGCAUCCAAGAUGCCCGGAAGCGCGCGAAGACUCAGCAAGAGCGGGAUGAAUGGGCGAAUGAGGGCCACAGUAAUUGGAAUCCUGUGGACUAUCCGGACUGGCUACUACUGGAGAUCGAUGGUGACAUUCUCAUCCGGGAAGAGCAGGUACAAGUUGCUCUAGCGACAAUCUCACCGCAGUCGAACGAAAACUCAGUUCUGCAACUUUUAAUGGGUAAAGGCAAGACGUCUUGUAUUCUUCCCAUGGUAGCAUCACUUCUUGCUGAUCGGACCGAUCUCGCUCGCGUUGUGGUUCCAAGAGCUCCCUUGCUCCAGUCAGCGCAAGUGAUGCAAGCCAAACUAGGCGGGUUAGUCGAUCGCGAGCUCAUGCAUAUACCCUUUUCUCGAAAGACUCCUCCUACCAAGGCGUUGAUGAGUUUGUACGGAAAGAUUCACGCACGCUUGAAAGAUCGUCGCGGCGUGCUUAUUGCGUUGCCUGAGCAUGUGCUCUCGUUCAAGCUGAGUGGACUACAACAGCUCUGUGACGACAACCUCGAAACAGCCUCUAUGAUGAUCGACACACAGCGCUGGCUUGAUCGAUAUACCCGCGAUGUCCUGGACGAAUGCGACGUUUCGUUGGCAAUCAGGACGCAACUCAUAUAUCCAUCCGGUACGCAGACCACAGUGGACGGCCAUCCGAUGCGCUGGCAGGUCAUCCAGGCAUGUCUUCACUUGGUGAAGGACUUUGCUUCAAAUGUCCAGUCACGUUAUCCUCGCAGCAUCGAGGUGGUCAAUCGUGGCAGCAGCGGGUUUCCUCUCAUUUAUUUCCUGCGCAAAGACGCCGAGGAUUACUUGAUCGAGCUGUUGGUCAGAAUCAUCUGCAAGGGUCAGACUCCGUCAAUACUGCCUUGUGCCGAGUACCCAGCAGCCCUCGUCAGAGACGUACAGGCCUACAUCUCGAAACCAACUGUGCGCAGUCAAACAACAUCCAGGAUCACCAGCUUCUUCCGAGACAAGCCAACUUUGAUGCGGGCUGUCAAUUUGCUUCGUGGAAUGUUUGUGCAUCGUAUCUUGAUAACGACCCUCCGCAAGCGCUGGAAUGUGCAAUAUGGUCUGCAUCCAACACGCGCACCGAUCGCGGUGCCGUACCUAGCCAAGGGUGUACCAUCUCCUACAGCUGAGUGGGGGCAUCCCGAUGUUGCAAUCACCUUGACGUGCCUGUCAUUCUAUUAUCAAGGCCUGACUGGCUCUCAAUUCAAGGAAGCUUUUGCCCACCUAGUCAAGACGGACGAACCCAGUAUCCAGUACGAGAAGUGGUUUCCCAAGGGCGUGGACAUCCCGAAAGAGCUAGAUGACUAUGCCGCCAUCAAUGCCGAAGACAUGCGGCAACUGAGCGAUCUCUAUCAGGUCGUGCGAUUCAGCGCCUCCCUCAUGGACUUCUACUUGAACAACUUUGUGUUUCCCAAAUAUGCGAAGACCUUCAGCCUCAAGCUUCAGGCAUCUGGCUGGAACCUUUUCCCGUCCUUCCAGGGUACCAUGGGAGCACGUAUCACUGGCUUUUCUGGUACAAACGAUUCGAGGCACCAGCUUCCCUUGCUAGUGCAGCAGCAAGAUCUUCCUCAAUUAGCGCAUACCAAUGCGGAAGUUCCUUACUAUUUGCUGGCGCCUCGCAAUCAAUCGUACAUACGCAUGACCUUUGGGAAUGGAGCGCGGUGGACCGAGAAGGACCUGCUCAAGAACCUCGCUAAUCGCCACACGCAUGUUCGGAAGAAUGGUACCCACCAAACUCAUCAUCUCCCGAACAACCUGAGUAACUUCAACCAAGAUGGACGCAUACGAAUCUUGAUUGAUGCCGGCGCUCAAGUUCUCGAGCAUUCGAACAAAGACUUCGCCAAAGCCUGGCUUGAUGCCGACCAUGAUGCCGCAGCAGCUGUGUACUUUGACGAUGAUCAUCGUGUAUGGGCAUUGUAUCGUACAGGGAGAUGCGUACCACUCGUCGCAUCACCAUUCGUCGACGAUCUGGAUCGAUGCGUCGUGUACUUAGACGAGAGCCACUGCAGAGGUACCGACAUCAAGUUUCCACCUCAUGCGAGGGCCGCCUUGACGCUCGGGCAACACUUGACAAAGGACACGUUGGUACAGGCUGCCAUGAGACUCCGACUGCUCGGUCAAACCCAGUCAAUUACGUUCUUUUCUCCUGUUGAAGUCCAUCAGGGUAUACUGGACCGCUUGCCAAAGGGCACCAGUGAGUUUCACCAACCCACUUCGGGUGAUGUCCUUAGAUGGGUGUUUGGCCAGACCUGCGACACUAUGGAACAGCUCGAGCCCUCCUAUUUUGCACAGACGUCGCAGUAUCUGCAGCAAGAGCAAGCCCGGUUGGAAUAUCCUGAAUACCUGCAUGAUGUUUCAUCACGAGAUGCUUAUCUCCCAACGGUCCGUAUCAAAGAGGCACUCUCCCUGAAACAGCUAUACGAGCCAAAAGGUGAGCGUCACCGGCGGGCUGGUCCUAACACUGCCACCAUCGCAUGGAAACCUUCGCUACAGAAUAUCUACACUGAGCUUGUGAACCGCAAGAAACAUUUUCAGGAUCGAGGCUCGGCCGUCCAUGCAUCAGCUCUAGAGGAAGUGGAAAUUGAGCAAGAACGCGAGACUGAGCGCGAGGUUGAGAUUGAGGUUGAAAAUGUUCGUGAAGUACAACAAGCCCUUCUUUUCAGCCCAUACAAGACAAAGAAGCUACACGAAGACAUUCGACAUUUCGCAGAGUUCGGACGUCUCGUCCCUGGGAGCGAUGCCUAUCAACCUCUGUUUUCGGUAUUGGGACGGAUGACUUCACUAGGCCUCAAGCAUACGGUCCAUUCGUCGAUGAAAUCUGGUUCAUGGAUCUCAGCUGAGUUCUCUCGUACAAUCGAGGUUUACACUCCCAACGACAAUUACAUCCGUUCCUCUCAUUGGAUUCUUUGGAGCACAGUCAGCCAGCAAGCACUCCUUGUUAGCCCCGAGGAAGCCAACCAGCUCAUCCACAUCAUGCAAGAGCAACAGAUGCUUCAAGAUAGUAUCAACGUCCACCUCAUCAUCUAUGCCGCACCCGUCACGCGAAGGAUGCUUCACUUCAACCAGCUUGACUACUAUGCGAUACCGGCUCUACCUGCAGAGUUCAAAGCUCCCGUCUGGCUUCGGGUCGAGAUGGGGAUUUUCGCUGGGCGUCUCUACCUCGAGUGGGAUGAGUACUACCUAUUGCUGGAGUACCUUGGCCUCGAUGAGAACCUAUCCCAGCACCCGGAGAAGGAUGCAUUUGCAAAGAAGCCUCUGACUUUUGUACACGAAUGGCUUGCUCUGCGCCGCAAGGGUCAAGACUUCGAACACACCCCCAUGGGUUUCGUUACUACUGGCAAGCCGCUUACGGAGAAUCAUCCGUUCUUCCGCAAGCUCGCUCUUGGAGAUGAUCCGGCUUUGCGUCAGCAUGUCGCUCGAGCCGUACCCGGCCAGCUCGAUGCUCAAGACGAGGAAGAUCACGAUGACCACGACGAUGAGGAGGACUUUGUUCCGGCUGUUGAGCACGUUGAUGACUCUGAGGGUGAGGACGAAGGGUUUGAGUCGAGUGGCGAUGAGGCCUUCUUGGAUGCGGAGGAAGGGGAGUAG
Alternaria arbusti is the source of this 9636-nucleotide messenger RNA. RefSeq lists its product as uncharacterized. Lineage: Eukaryota; Fungi; Ascomycota; Dothideomycetes; Pleosporales; Pleosporaceae. The transcript has 4 exons. The record is from RefSeq and is a predicted model, not a curated record. Bases 1 to 9636 code for a protein of 3211 amino acids.